AAGGAAAAAUCGCAGAGAGUAACAAAGUUAGCGAUAAAGCCGAGGAGGAGGCGAAGGAGAAAAAAAGGGGAGGAGAAGAUUCAGAUAAACGCCUGAAAUUCCGUGCUUUCAAGUAUCUCUCUCCUUUCUUUCAUUCAACAGGGGGGUAACAAGUAAUGUGAGAUGAAGAAAGCUCAAGCCAAACGACAGCGUAUUCCCAGGAGAGGACCUGGUGUUGCAGAGCUUGAGAAGAUUCUCAAGGAGCAAGAAGGCGCCGCCGCUGCUCAAGACAUUAUUUCACCACCGCAGCCCACUAAUACUCAUCCAUUGUCGUCGUUAAACCCUCCCCGGCCGCCGCCGCCUCCGCCUCCACCGCCACUUGUUCCAACAACUGACUAUAAUGCUUCUUGGUCAAAUAAUCUUCCGUUGUUCCCAACUCUUGAAUUCAUUCCUCCGCCUCUGCCAAACUCCGCCGCCGCCGUCACUGCCUCCGCCAAAAAACCCUUGUUUCCGACAACCCGAAUAUCCGAUUCCCAAUUGAAAUUUGCUCCACAUUUUUUCCCUAGUUUUCAAUACUCUGCUUCGUCUCUCAAUGUUGAAUGUUACAAUUCAAUGGUGAAUAUUAAUCCAGGAUCUGCCUCAUCGUGUCCGUCAGCGACGUCAUCGGCGGGGAGAUAUUUUCGUGAAAUAGAGCACCCUUCAAGCCAAAUAUCUAGUGAUUUCAACAACAUAUGGACCUCACCAGAGGAACAAGAAAAGAUGGUAAGUGCAAAGAGGGUGAGAGCCUUUUUGGAAGAAAGCCAUAGGGAAGCAAAUAUAGAGAGCAAAGGUCCAAUUUUCAAAAACAUGGCGACCAAAGACUCAUCUUCCUCCUCCUCCUCCUCUUCUUCUUCUUCUUCUUCUUCUUCAAUGGAAAUGAAUCAUUCUCCAUUUAAUUUCGAUUCAAACUUCAGAGGUACAAAAAGGGGUUUUGCUGGGCAGUUAAUGAGUUCCACCAAAAGAAGUGGAAGCUAUCAAUUGGCAGAAGACAGCAAUUUGAUGGCAUUAGGAUCUUCUUCUUCAUCAGCUCCAAAUGAAAUUGCAGCCUUCAAUUUCCAUCUCCCCCAAGAAACUAUGGAGGCUUCACAACAUAGAGAUGGAGGAUGUGUCUCAGAUUACUACAAAGUUACAUUUAACUCCUCCUCCUCCAUGUAUGAAUCAAACUCAAACUCAAAGGGCAACAAAGAAACUGUCAUCGGCUCGGGAGCCGGAGCCGGAGCCCAAGUUGAAGAUGAAGCCGAAGCCGAUGGCAUCGAUCUGAAUUUGAAGCUGUAAUUCUUUGUUUUGAACGAAAGCUUUGACAAAGAGAGAUUUCGAGGCUGUUUGUACCUAAAAAUAUAAGCAUAUAUACAAAAGGCUCUUAAUUUCCAAUAUUUAGUUGUAGACUAUUUGUAGUUUUAAGUUUAAGAGAGCUACAUAUGGAUAUAGGUGGUUCCAUGUGUUACUUUAGAGUUUCAAUAUUUUUUUUAGGUGUUUUUCCCCUAACGAAUUAUCUGUAAAAGUUUAUGUGGUGGAAGCAUUCAAUCGUAAUUGACAUGUACUUUGAGAUCGAAUAAUUAAAUUUAUAU
Benincasa hispida (wax gourd) is the source of this 1586-nucleotide messenger RNA. RefSeq lists its product as uncharacterized. Gene Ontology annotation, molecular function: DNA-binding transcription factor activity. NCBI's taxonomy places the organism in Eukaryota, Viridiplantae, Streptophyta, Magnoliopsida, Cucurbitales, Cucurbitaceae. The record is from RefSeq and is a predicted model, not a curated record.